Molecule: messenger RNA, 198 nt
Organism: Meloidogyne enterolobii
Lineage: Eukaryota; Metazoa; Nematoda; Chromadorea; Rhabditida; Meloidogynidae
Source: the annotation of a GenBank genome assembly
AUGCGCAAAAGUUGUGAUAUAAAAGGAGCUGUUGACGGGCAAAAUAUUUUACAAAUAGAGGAUGGGGGCUCUAUAAGUAAUGUAAUUAUAGAUGACCCGGCAAAAGGUAUUUGGUGUGAAGGAAGUUGUACUUUAACUAAUGUCUUGUUAGUUUUUUUAAAUUAUUCAAGGGGUAGCUAUAUUUUAGAAGAGGGUUAA